Messenger RNA from Bactrocera dorsalis (oriental fruit fly), 2619 nucleotides. RefSeq names its product meiosis-specific nuclear structural protein 1. Gene Ontology annotation, biological process: cilium organization. Gene Ontology annotation, cellular component: motile cilium. Bases 395 to 1759 code for a protein of 454 amino acids. The record is from RefSeq and is a predicted model, not a curated record. Lineage: Eukaryota; Metazoa; Arthropoda; Insecta; Diptera; Tephritidae. The transcript is spliced from 4 exons.
CAUAGAGCAAAGAAGAAAAACUAACAAAUUUUAAUAGCGCCUUUCUAAAAACUAGAACUAACAUUAAAAAACGAAUAAUAUUCAUCAGAGAAAACCCAUAAAUUUUUUCAGUUAAAUUAAGAGGAAACUUCUCUGUCGAAGGAAAAGAAACUGAAAUCUUUACACACUACUGUCAAUUUUAAAUAAUUUGUUUUAACAUAGGUUUUCGCAAUUUUGUAUUCUGUUAUUUUUAAGUUUUUAUAUAAACACAUUUUUAAAGAGUUGCAGAUAUCGACGAAAAUUAUUUAAGAAACCUACCAGUGAGAUUGUUGUCAUAGAAUCAAUAAAAAUAUGAGUUUUAUUGAUUUUCGGAAUUAAAUUAGAUAGGAGAAUAUUUUGAAUUGAAAAACGCAAAAUGUUUGGUGGUUUUCGGUGCACGGUCCCGGCUGAUGCCGAUCGUAAAGUAGAUACAUCCAAUAACCUUUUUAUAGAGACUGUUAUGGAGCAAGAGCGGCGUGUAAAGGAUUUAAAAGCUCAGGAAAUACAAAUGACAGCCGAGAACCCACGUAUACGCACUCAGCAAGAAACAACAGAUAUUUCAAUAGAACUAAAAGCACAAAAAGUUGAAGAUUUCCUAGAUAAAAAACGACGACAACAGCUUCGUCAAAAUAACUUGGAUCUGCGGCAGUUAGAAAAACAGUUGAAAGCGGCAUUUAUCUCUAAACAACUAGCAGAGCAAAAGGUCGCAACCGACAAACUAAAGCUGGAGCAAAUGAAAAAGAAACGAUUAGAGGACGUUGAGUUUGAUGCGGAGCAAAAGCGUUGCAAAGAGGCACUAGUGGAAAUAGAAAAGAAAGAAAUAAAAAAGAAACAAGAAUUCCGCAACGUUCUCCUGGGUCAAAUGGAGGAAUCCCAACAACGACGAAAAAUUGAAUAUACUGAAGUUUUAAAAGAAAGGGAUGAGAUGCAAAAAUUAUUGCAAAAGUACAAAGCAGAGCACGAAGCUGAAUUAAUGGAAAUUGAGCGAAGAAAGGAAAAUGCGAAAAAGGAAAUGGACGAGUUCAAAAGACUGCAAGACGCUCUUAAAUUAGAAAAUAUGGCUCAAAAGAUGGAUGAAGUGGAACGAUUCCAGGCAAUGAUGAAGGAACGGGAAGAGAAGAAUUUACAAACCAAAUUGGAAAGAGAAGCUGAAACCCAAAGGAGAGCAGAACUAAGUGAUCGAAUUGGACAACAGUUGUAUAAUGUUGAAAGCGAAAAACGAAAACGCGAAAAUCUUUUGUUGGAUUUAUUGGUUGAGGAACGAAAUACAAAUGAAGACAUCAGAUAUAAACAAAAUCUAGAAAAACAAUGGAACGAUCGCUUACAAAUGCGUAGAGAAUUUGAGCGUUAUCGUGCGGAACGAGAUCGUCGUAAACUUGAGCAAGAGCAAAAUGAAGACGCUAUAUUCCUCGCUGAUAUGCGAAAACAGUUGGCUGAACGCGAUAAAUUAGAUCAAUUAGCGGAUGAAAAACGCCGUCAAAAAAUAAGAGAACAUGGUCGAGCAAUACAGGAAAUGAUUGAGUUGCGUCGACGUCAACGUGCCAUUGAUGCUGCUGAAGAGAUUAAGUGGCAUGAAUAUUUGUUAAGCGAAGAAAGGAAACAAUUGAAAAUGGUUGAAGACGAACGCCUACAAAUGCUCAAAAGUGCUCCAGUCGACGUAUUGCGGUACCUUCCUUCUGGUGUGUUAAAGGAUACAGAUCGAAAAAUUCUUGGUCUUCCCAAUCAGGGUAAAAAAGCUUAAUUUCUGCAUUUGUGUUAAAAUAUUGUACCUGUUUUGUUUUCAAAUGAAAUUAUUUUAUGCCUUCUAUUUUAUUAAUAAAUUCUUUUAUACCUACUAAUGAUAUAAAACUUGUUCUAUAAGCUUACCUAGAAAAGCAAUCUAGUAACAUACAUAGAUGAAUAACCAAGGUUUAAGCAGAGAAUAUUGAAACAUUGUAGGUGUUCGAACAACUAGAUAGCUGCACCAACAUUUGGACAAUUUUUUGUAUGUCGCAUAUGAUGUCUUUACUGCCGUAGUGAUUAAAACUCGAACAAUCCGAUUUACAUGGGUAAAUCACAUUUUUCUUUCUGAUUUUCUUAACCAUUGUGCAUCCCUAAUAGCUACCUUAUAUUCUUAGCAUUAAUAUAAUAAAUUCGAUUCGACUUUCCGACUUUUGUAGAAAGUUGUCCGUGUUGCAUUAUCAUUACUAUCCGUGAACCUAGAAGAAAACACAUUAAAUUGGAAAUAUUAUACACAUCAUUGUAUACAGCAGGAGUAUUUUAUUAUAAAAAUUUGGGAAAUGUGAAAUCUAGAGUUCCAAUAAUCGAUAGGUUUGAGCAACAAACUUUUUUCUGUAUGAACGCAGCUUUAGGUAGAACAAAAUGUCAAAAAUAUUGUCAAUUAUGAUUUAUUUAAUAAGAAACGGCAACACUGUUUGGGUUAUCCAUAAAGCAAAAUAGUUUAAUUGCACGUGUGUGUCUAAUUAUUGCGACUUUCUAUUACUAUUAAAUUAUUUACCGAUUUAACAAAGUGCAAUGCCUCCAAUUCGAAAAAAUAAAUCCGACAGUUCUAGUAGAAGAGAGAAGCAGACUCUGGAGUCCAGUGGCGUUGUUUCAGGACAA